GGAAAAAAUGCCUUGUUCAGUGGUGACGGUUUCUUGGAAUUCCCAUCAUCGACCAUGCGAGGACCGAGGUGAGGUUUUUUCUUUGGUGUUCAGUGAACCUUCUGAGACAACAUUUCUCAGCAUCAGGAGAGUUUUACGACUGUCAUAAUAGAAAAUGAGCGCCCAAGUUAUUUCCAUCCUGGUAUUUUAUAGCCGAAAUAUCUUAUAUUCCACAGUGUUUACGGCUUUGAGUAUGCAUGCGUCCAUUUUUUUUUACAGAUCGACAACACCUGACUAUAUGUCACUUGAGAUAAAAACAGAAGCUCAAAAUGGUGUAAUCCUAUGGCAAGGAGAGGUAAAUUAGAGUGUUGUAAUGAGUUCGGCCGACAGAGAUUGAUUAUAACUCAUGCCUGAUAAUCCGAUGACCAGAAAAGACAUCCAUCUACUUUGUCACAUUCUGUUCUGAGCUUUUUCUUAGUUAUUAAAAGAUUGUAAGAACAAAACCUUUUUCCAAAACACUUCCGUAUCUCUUUGCCAACACGUUCUUAUAUAUUUCACACACACAGGCCCCUUGCAUUACGAACAGUUCCCUUGAUCUGUAAGGUUUUAAGCAACAUAAAUAGAUACCUCAUGUUCUCACCUGGAUCAAUUAGGUGUCCCUAUGAAAAAUUUUUCUUCUUGCUCCUUUCAGAGAAGAGACCACUUUGCAAUCGGAUUAAGAGACGGAUUUCUGGAGUUCAGGUAAUUAUUUUAGGACUCUUGACGGUCCAACAACUGGUCUUUUUCUAAACUUUGGUGUUCUUUGCUUUCAGAGUAAAAACACCCAUACAUGUACGUGACCACCAAAAAUGCCAAAAGUUAGGGGUCGCUAAUGGGAGCUGGUCGCAUAUGAGACUCUGACGCAUCUGAAUGUCGCUAAAAUGGCCUCUGAAAUAUGUAAUGCACUAAAAAACAUAGACAAUAUACACGUAUUAAAAGGAUAUACUUCGCUACCUUAAUUUACUGAUGGAUCACAUAACCCACUUAACAUCCGGGGGCGAUAAAAUAAUAGGGAGUUUAAGCAAAAGCGUUUUUGAGUGACGCACGUCAACCGAGGCUAAAAAAGUGUAUUGCUUUGCGUCUUUGCUUUUUUUUUCUCAUAUUGAUGAUUUUGCGGAGAAUUUGGGCAAAAACACUGCUUAAAAGUAGUUAACUAUGAAACUGAGUGAAGCACAUCCUCGGUUAAAUUUUAUUACACAUUUAUCCUUGAUCACUGAUCUACAUAAAAAAAAAAUAAGGGAACGGGCCCCCGGGCCCCUCCCGGGAUCCUCUACUGCAAAUAACCAGGAACUAAAUAUAUCGGCCCCUACCCUGAGAAUACUUUAAAAUCUUGUUAACAAAUCAGUUACGUCUUUCGUAGAUUUGAACUCGGCUCUGGGCCCGCUGUACUACAAUCUCUGUCUCCAGUCAACGACAGCCAAUGGCACUCCAUCAAGGUUUACAGGUAACAAACUUUUUCAACUACAAUCUUGAAAUAAUAGUUCCUACAUCUCCGUAUUCUAGAUGCGUUACAUUUGAGGAACAAGGAAGGGCCCGAGAAUUAACUCCCUGACUGUCAACCAUGAAAAAAAUUUUAAUCAAUUAUUGAUUUCGGCUUCUAUGUAAUAUGAAGCAGCACUGACUGCGUGAUGUCAUCCCUCCGAUAUUUUAAUUACUAGAUUAGUGACGUCUGUCGUUUUAAUUUCGUAGGAGUUUCAGUGAGGGUUCCCUUAAAGUUGAUAAUCAUGAUCACGUAAAUGGCACCUCGGCUGAGGGAAGCAAAGGGCUGAAUAUUAACCAAGGUUAUAACAUAUUUAUGGGUAAGUGCAUUGUAUAUCGUUAUCUUAUCAGUCAUCCCUACGAUCAGAAUGGGCAGUCCGAAAUAUCUGAAUUUCAUAUAUUUGAACUGCGGGAAGAAGAAACAAAUGCAGACAAGAUCAUCAAUACACAACUCAGUUGCAAAAAGAAAGCCUGAAUGCCCGUAUUCGACCCCUGACUUCUGCGAUACCGGUGCAGUGCUCUUACCUAUUAAGCUAGCAAGCAGACUGGGUGUGGAUGGUCGGUUAGUAUUAUCUAAAAGUCUAGCUCCUUUAUCAGUGUUCAGGAUGUUUAAUAAUGUAGAAGAUUUUUUUUUUCAUUUCAACAGGAGAUAAUUCGAGCUAUAACCUAUAUUAUUUUAAUGUUUUUUUCCUCUUAUUUCCAAUAGGAGGGGGUGAAAAUAUCGCAAAAAUGACACAUGGAAAGUUUAAUACUGGUUUUAGGGGUUGUAUAAAGAAUAUAUUUUUCAAGGACAGAGGCAUGGACCUCCAGGGUGACGCUAUUCGCGGCUGGAAUGUCCUACCGUGCGACAGCGACGAGGCAGAGCCAUGA
Porites lobata is the source of this 2367-nucleotide messenger RNA. Lineage: Eukaryota; Metazoa; Cnidaria; Anthozoa; Scleractinia; Poritidae. The record is from the annotation of a GenBank genome assembly.